Messenger RNA from Mus musculus (house mouse), 1615 nucleotides. RefSeq names its product CTD nuclear envelope phosphatase 1 (gene Ctdnep1). The transcript is spliced from 8 exons. Lineage: Eukaryota; Metazoa; Chordata; Mammalia; Rodentia; Muridae. Gene Ontology annotation, biological process: protein localization to nucleus; nuclear envelope organization; positive regulation of triglyceride biosynthetic process. Bases 317 to 1051 code for a protein of 244 amino acids. The record is from RefSeq and is marked provisional. Gene Ontology annotation, cellular component: endoplasmic reticulum membrane; nuclear envelope; Nem1-Spo7 phosphatase complex. Gene Ontology annotation, molecular function: phosphoprotein phosphatase activity; protein serine/threonine phosphatase activity; phosphatase activity.
CUUCCCUCCUGGUCUCAGAGGACCCUGUCCUAGCCCGACCUGUUUCGGCCUGCAGCCCACGCGAAGUCGUCGGUGCCACUUCCCGCUCAUGUGGGCCCCCGCGGGCUGCCCACGCCAGUCCCCCAGUUCCCGGUUCCGCUGGGCUUUCCCUUCGCUGGGGGUGGCUUUCUAAGCCACCCACUCCGUGCUCAUCUCUGCAGCCUCUCCUGCCGCUCGGGGCCCCCGUUCCCCCUCCCUGCGGCGGGGGGCUGCCCCCGGGGGGCUGGCGGAGCUGGGCCGCGGGGGCCCCGGGGCCGGCGGUGCCGGGGUCAUCGGGAUGAUGCGGACGCAGUGUCUGCUGGGGCUGCGCACGUUCGUGGCCUUCGCCGCCAAGCUCUGGAGCUUCUUUAUUUACCUUUUGCGGAGGCAGAUCCGCACGGUAAUUCAGUAUCAGACUGUUCGAUAUGAUAUCCUGCCCUUAUCUCCUUUGUCCCGGAAUCGCCUAGCCCAGGUGAAGAGGAAGAUCCUGGUGCUGGAUCUGGACGAAACCCUGAUUCACUCUCACCACGAUGGGGUGCUGAGGCCUACAGUGAGACCUGGGACACCUCCCGACUUCAUCCUCAAGGUGGUAAUAGACAAACACCCAGUCCGGUUUUUUGUACAUAAGAGGCCCCAUGUGGAUUUCUUCUUAGAAGUGGUAAGCCAGUGGUAUGAGCUUGUGGUGUUCACAGCAAGCAUGGAAAUUUAUGGCUCUGCUGUGGCAGAUAAACUGGACAACAGCAGAAGCAUUCUUAAGAGGAGAUACUACAGACAGCACUGCACUUUGGAGUUGGGCAGCUACAUCAAAGACCUCUCCGUGGUCCACAGCGACCUGUCCAGCAUCGUGAUCCUGGACAACUCCCCCGGGGCUUACAGGAGCCACCCAGACAAUGCCAUCCCCAUCAAAUCCUGGUUCAGUGACCCCAGUGACACAGCCCUUCUCAACCUUCUCCCAAUGCUGGAUGCCCUCAGGUUCACUGCUGAUGUCCGAUCGGUGCUGAGCCGAAACCUUCACCAACAUAGGCUCUGGUGACAGCUGCUCCCCCUCCACCUGAGUUGGGGUGGAGGGGAAAGGGAGGGAGAGUUCUUGGGACACCGUCUGUUGCCCUGUCCAAUGUGAGGACUGCCUGGGCAGAGUCUGCCCCUCCCACCCCUCUGCCCUGGGAGCCCUACACUCCACUUAUGGAGUCUGGAUGGACACAUGGGCCAGACCGUGAAGCAGCCUCACUCUGGGUUCACACUCCGUGGAAAUGCCAGACUGGGACAGGCGAAGGCCUAGAGGAGCCGAAACAGUCUGGUGAAGAGGCAGGACUGGCCAGAGUGACAGACAUAUCCCAGAGGCUCAAAAGAAGCCAAUUCAACUUUGUUGUGAUUUGAUUUUUUUAAAAACUCUUAUACAAAACUGAUCUAAUUCUUCACUCCUGCUCCAAGGGCUGGGCUGUGGGUGGGGACUGGGGUUUCGGGCCACUGGAUCCUCCUCAGACUUGUCCCCCCCUUACUUUUCCUCAUUUUUUUUCUUUCCCCAAUCCCCCAUACCUGUAAUCGGCUCCUUUCUUCUUUCCUCUUUUAAACCAUGCAUUAUAACUUUGAAACCAAA